Messenger RNA from Acanthosepion pharaonis, 783 nucleotides. Lineage: Eukaryota; Metazoa; Mollusca; Cephalopoda; Sepiida; Sepiidae. The record is from the annotation of a GenBank genome assembly.
AUGUUCCUAUCUUCUUCUUCUUCUUCUUCUCUCUCUCUCUCUCUCUCUCUCUCUCUCUCUCUCUCUUUCUAUUGCUCUUUUGAUUUCCCACCUUUUUCUUCAUUCUAUCCAUAUUACGAAUCUUUCAUUCUACGUUGUUUCUUCUUGACUGUUAUUCACAUUGCCAAUCCUUUCUUCUUUUUCUUUCUCCUUUUAACGUUAUUCAGAUUACGAAAACUUCUUUUUCUUUCUUCCUUAAGGUUAUUCAUAUUACGAAACCGUUCUUCUUUUUCUUUCUCCCUUAAAGUUAUUCAUCUUGCGAAACCUUUUUCUUUUUCCCUUAAAGUUAUUCAUCCUUCGAAACCUUUUUCUUUCUCCCUUAACGUUAUUCAUCUUGCGAAACCUUUUUCUUUCUCCCAUAACCUUAUUCAUAUUACGAAACCUUUCUUUUUUUUUCUUUCUCCCUUAACGUUAUUCAUUCUGCGAAACCUUUCUCUUUCUCCCUUAAAGUUAUUCAUAUUACAAAACAUUUUUUUUUCCUUCUCCCUUAACGUUAUUCAUCUUGCGAAACCUUUUUUUCCUUUUUCUCUUAACGUUAUUUAUCUUGCGAAACUUUUCUUUUCUUUCUCACUUAAAGUUAUUUAUGUUACGAAAGCUUUCUUUUUUUUUCUUUCUCCUUUAACGUUAUUCAUUCUGAGAAACCUUUUUCUUUUUCCCUUAACGUUAUUCAUAUUACGAAACCUUUCUUUUUUUCCUUCUCCCUUAACGUUAUUCAUCUUGCGAAACAUUUUCUUUCUCCCUUAA